Messenger RNA from Brenthis ino (lesser marbled fritillary), 306 nucleotides. The record is from the annotation of a GenBank genome assembly. Lineage: Eukaryota; Metazoa; Arthropoda; Insecta; Lepidoptera; Nymphalidae.
AUGAAUCUUACUGGAAUGGUUACUAACCCGAAGAUUCAUCGUCGUCUUCAUCUCAGCCCGAACACAUCCACUGACGGACAUAGGCCUCCCCCAAAUGAUUUCCACGACAACCAGUCUUGUGCAUCCAUUGGACUGGACUGGAAUUGUUUCGAUUUGAAACCGAGCGCGAUUUUUAAUAAAUUCCCGAGAGUCCGAUUAAAAAUGGAGAUAGUAGAGAAGGGAGGGGGAGUGGGUGGUGGGUGGUACCGCGAAGGCAAUAUCGGGAGCAGUGGAGCAUACCCGGCAAGACAUUUGCAUCCUUCUAAA